AUGGAAAUACUGAGAUGUAUUAAAGAAAUUCCUAAAAAGAUAUUAAAAUGGGUAAUUAGUAAUUGGAAGUGUAUGAUUUUCUUUGUCAUUUUUACAAUAUGCCUUUGUUUAUUAUAUUUUUGUGAUUGGAAAGUUCAUUAUGCAAAUAGUGUGUCAACAAAAACAUUUUUAUUUAUGUUUACAUUUGAUGUAAUGUUAACGUUGUUAUUAGCAGAAGUAAUGCACCCAGGAAUGAUGAUUCUUUUAACAUCUAUUUUACUUGUAUUUCUUCAAAUUAUUACACCCGCAGAAGCAUUUGUUGGAUUUUCAAAUAAUAGUACAUUAACAGUAUUAGUUGCGUUAAUUAUUUCUGAAGCAGUUGAUAAAACUGGUGGACUAAAGUUUGUAGGAAGAUUUCUUUUACCAGAUACACCACAAAAAUAUAUUUGGCCUUCUGCAAUACGAUUAUUUCCAUUUGUUAUGGCUGUAUCAUUAUUCUUAAACAAUACACCAGUUGUUGCUAUGUCUAUUCCAUUAAUAUUUGCAUGGACUAAAACAUCUACACAACCAGCAUCUAAAUUAUUAUUACCAAUGUGUUAUGCUAUUCAAUAUGCUGGAAUGAAUAGUAUUCUUGGAACUUCUACAAACCUUGUUGCUAAAGGAUUAAUUUUAAAUCAAGUUGAUAUUGUUAAUUCAAAAUAUAAUUUAAAUAUGCAAGUUACUGUACCAAUGUUUGAAAUAGGAGUUGUUGCUUUUCCAUUGACAGUUGUUGGAUUUCUUUAUUGUGCCUUUUGUUCGUUUUUAGUUCCAAAGACAGAAAUUGAAGAACCACCAAAAAAUCAUUCAGAAUUUAUUAUUCCAGUUAAGAUUGGUCCAAAAAGUAAUCACAUUAAUAAGCAGUUAAAAGAUACUGUUUUAUUCUUCCCUUCUCAUGGUAAGUUAUUCAGAAUUAAACGUGGAACUAUCUUUAAACCAAAACCAACUGAUAUUCUUCAAGAAGGUGAUAUUUUAUAUUAUCUUGCUCCAUAUGAACUUUUAAAUGAUGUUUAUGCAUAUAGUGGAAUUAUCCCUGAAAGUAGUUUUGCUAAAGAAAUGAUGAGUACUAAUAGAGAAUUAAAAGUUUAUGAAGUCUGUUAUGGUGGAAAUUCAGAAAUGUUAAAUAAAAAAUUUCAAACAUUUUAUAAGAAUCAUUUCUUUGGGAUAUUAGGCGUUUCAUAUAAUAGUAAUGAAGAUGCUUUUGAAGGAAUUAAUGAAAAUGAUGAACUAAUGGAAGAAGCAGAAGAAAAUGAAGAAGAAGAUAAAAUAAAUGAAAUGUUUAAAGAUGAAAUUAAUGAACAAAAAAUACAACCAACUUUAAGUUACUUAAUUUGUACAGAUUCAGAAUUUGCAACUGAGGAAUAUUUCCCUUCUCCAUUCCAAUUAGUAUUACCAUUAAAUGUUCAACUACCACAACCAAUGGUUAUUUAUAAAACUAUUUUAGCACUUUUAGCUAUUGCUAUUCCAGUUAUUACUGAUGUAUUAAACGCUGCUCCUUUUGUUGUUGCAGCAUUUGUUUUUGUAUUUAUUUUAUUAGUAACUAAUACUAUUACAAUUAAAGAUUUAUUUAAAGCAGUAGAUGUCCCAUUAAUCUGUAUUCUUGGUGCUUCAUUUGGGUUAGUUGAAGGAAUGGUAAAAACUAAUGUUGGAGCAUUAUUAGCUCGUUCACUAACAAGAGCUUUCUUACCUCUUGGUAAAUUUGGUAUUCUUUCUGCAUUAGUUAUUCCAACAAUGUUACUCACUCAAUCAUUAAGUAACGCUGCAGUAUUUGCAUUAAUGUUCCCUGUUGUUUGGGAAACUUAUUGGGGAACUGACCCAACUGGACUAGAACGAGGCAGAGUAAUUGGACUAAAAAGUUCAAUGUAUGCAGUAAUGAUAGCCACAUCUAGUGUAUUUUUACUACCAUUUGGUUCCAAUAAAACAUUAAUGAUCAUGAAAAAAGGAAAUUAUAAAAUUAAAGACUUUAUAAUCUUUGGUAUUCCUUUAAUGAUUUUAUCAUUUGUUGCAGCCGUUGGUUUAUCUUAUUUAUUCUUUGAAGUAGUUUGGCCUGAUAACUAUUAA
Messenger RNA from Entamoeba nuttalli P19, 2076 nucleotides. RefSeq names its product citrate transporter, putative. Gene Ontology annotation, cellular component: plasma membrane. Gene Ontology annotation, molecular function: monoatomic cation transmembrane transporter activity. The transcript has a single exon. NCBI's taxonomy places the organism in Eukaryota, Evosea, Mastigamoebida, Endamoebidae. Gene Ontology annotation, biological process: transmembrane transport; potassium ion transport. Bases 1 to 2076 code for a protein of 691 amino acids. The record is from RefSeq and is a predicted model, not a curated record.